Tachyglossus aculeatus (Australian echidna) is the source of this 2727-nucleotide messenger RNA. RefSeq names its product mesoderm specific transcript (gene MEST). The transcript has 15 exons. Gene Ontology annotation, molecular function: catalytic activity. Bases 567 to 1547 code for a protein of 326 amino acids. NCBI's taxonomy places the organism in Eukaryota, Metazoa, Chordata, Mammalia, Monotremata, Tachyglossidae. The record is from RefSeq and is a predicted model, not a curated record.
ACAUCUAGCAAUAGGAAGGGGCAGUCAGGAUAAGGUUUAUCUUUGGAAUUGAGCUCUGUUUUCUUUGGGGUCUCUCUGUCUAGGUCCAACUCCCCAACACCGCUGAUGACACUGCAAAUGGAAAAAUAGGUCAGCACCAACUUGCCAGGAGUUAGCUGCUUAAAAAUCUAACCUACCCCUUUGAAAGGGUCUGAAAGUCUCAUACUGACAUUAUCUGACCACGCCUGACCACCAGAAUCCUGUCAGGUGAAUUCAUCUUGACAAGAAUAUAAAUUUCCAUGAAGAAAAAUGUUUGAUGUGGAUUAAAACCUUUCCCCCCCACCAAAUCUUUACUGGGCUAGUGCAAGAAGACCAGAGACUGAAUCAGACUUCAAACAGAAAUGGAAGCUGACCAGACUAGUUCUACGGUCUGUGCAACAACAAUGAAUGGGGGGACAGAGGACAAGGAUGUGGCUUCAAGGAGGCCGAUUUACUGAAUCACAAUGGAUAUAACUGUGGACAAGUGCUUGGCACAGUAAGUGCUCAAGAAGUACCAUUGAUUAGUCGGGCACUUCAACGCUAACAGGAUGAGAGAGUGGUGGAUCCAGGUGGGCCUGGUGACUGUCCCCCUCCUCGCCGUCUACCUGCACGUCCCUCCCCCGAAGCUCUCCCCGGCCCUCCAGGCAUGGAAGUCUUCAGGGACUUUCUUCAUGUAUGAAGGGCUGAGCAUCUUCUACCAAGACUCCCAGGGAGCAUUGGGCAGCUCCGAGAUUGUGGUGCUCUUACACGGCUUCCCCACCUCCAGCUAUGACUGGUGCAAGAUCUGGGAGGGCCUGACCCAGAGAUUCCAGCGUGUGAUCGCCCCGGAUUUCUUAGGCUUCGGCUUCAGCGACAAACCCCGCUCCCACCGUUACUCCAUCUUUGAGCAAGCCAGCAUCGUGGAGGGGCUGCUGGAGCACCUGGGGGUCCGAGGCCACCGGAUCCACCUGCUGGCCCACGACUACGGGGACACCGUGGCUCAGGAGCUGCUGUACAGGUACAAGCACAAUCAGACAGGGCGGGUCCUCAUCAGCAGCCUCUGCUUGUCCAAUGGAGGUAUCUUCCCCGAGACCACCCACCCCCGCUUCCUGCAGAAGUUGCUCAAAGAUGGAGGCCUGCUUUCUCCAGUCCUCAACCGCCUGAUGAACUUUUUCCUCUUCUCCCGAGGCAUCAGCGAGGUCUUUGGGCCAUACACCCAGCCCUCGGAGGCCGAGUUAUGGGACAUGUGGACUGGCAUCCGUGCCGAAGACGGGAACCUGGUGAUGGACGGUCUCUUACAGUACAUCAACCAGAGGAAGCAGCACAGAGACCGCUGGGUGGGGGCUCUCACCUCCACGGCCAUCCCCCUUCAUAUCAUCUAUGGACCCCUGGAUCCCGUGAAUCCCCAUCCAGAAUUCAUGAAUCUCUACAGGAAAGUGCUGCCACAGUCAACCGUGUCCAUCCUGGAUGACCACAUCAGCCACUACCCGCAGCUAGAGGAUCCCACGGGCUUCCUGAAUGCAUACUUGAGUUUCAUCAACGCUUUCUGAGGGGUAGGGUGACAGCUGCGUUCCCUCUCCACCACGGUCUUGGUUUCUUACUAUCCCCUUUUAGGUGGGGUAAUAGUUAAUCCAGGAGGAGCUCUGAAAAAGUAUCGAAUCUACUAUUUCGACCCAUAGCCUAGUUUUUUCCUAGUGUGUGCCAGCUGAUCGAAGUGAAAUAAUUGCUUACUUGAAAAAUUGAUCUUAGCCAGUCCUAGUGACAGCCUGCAGCUAGAACGAGGUCAUCUCAGAUGCCUUCCCACGAGUCUACCCAAGCUGCUGAAUUAUUCUGGAAGGUAGUAGAAGGGACUCUUUGUAACCUACAAUCUCGCAAUAAGGAAGGGGGGGUUGAUUGUAAUGAAAUUCACCUGUUUUCAGACAAGUAGCAUUACAUUAAUCUUCCUUUUUUUUUUCUCAAUUUGACCGAAUUCCAUGCUGUUUUGUCAUUUUUAUCGAAAACGAAUGAGCAGACCCUGGUUUAAUGCUGCACUCCUGUCAGUGUAUCUUAUGUGGCUGGGCUAUUGUUUGCAGACGGGGUGAAAUGCUGUUUUAGGUUCCGGUUGUUGGGGUGGAGAGGACCUGUAUGAGGCUCAGACAGGGCUGGAGUGCUCUGCACCUUAAUCUCCCCACCCUCCCACCGGUGCUCUUACUGGCCACAGGCUAAGUGAGGGGGAGGGAUAAAAGACAAGCCUGGACUCAGAAUGGCCCUUAAACAGUUGACUUUUUUUCCAAGUGCUAGUGUUCACUUGAACCCAAGGGUCUUUACCUUGGCUUCAGCCCUCACCUGCGACACAUUUGCUACAGAUGGAGAAAAUAAUGCAGGCACAAAUGCUGCAGGGUUUGUACCUGAGGGCUACCUCUGAAUUGAUGCUUCCAGCUGCUGCAGUAUUUGCAUCCUGUGGGUGAAAGGAAUAGGUUUUUUCCCCCCCAGGGCGGUUUACCCCUCCCAUGCUGCCUUGUCUCAAGAGCACGGCUGUGGGGGCUCCAAUUCUUUUUGGGUGCAGCAGGCUAAACUUUGUUGGGGCACAGUUGCAUUGCCUGAGAGAAAGAGGAACUAAGCGGUUCUUAAAAAGUCUAUUUUUAUUUAGCAACUUCCUGUAUAACAAACUUCAAAACUUGAAAUGGGAGUAACUCUGUCUUAUUUUCUAUUAAUAAAAAUUAUUUUGGACAAAUAGAGCCUGGCUUCCCC